Messenger RNA from Capsella rubella, 1042 nucleotides. RefSeq lists its product as uncharacterized. Lineage: Eukaryota; Viridiplantae; Streptophyta; Magnoliopsida; Brassicales; Brassicaceae. Bases 150 to 848 code for a protein of 232 amino acids. The record is from RefSeq and is a predicted model, not a curated record. The transcript is spliced from 6 exons.
AAGCUUUUGAUUUUUCAUUUUUGGGGAUUUUUUUUCUAGGGUUUCGAAUUUCUUUCUCGAAUUUCAAAUUGUUCAAAUUUUUUUUUUUUCGGAUUGCGAUUUAGAAAUUGUUCGUCGAAUCAAAUUGAGCCUCUAGUUGUCUUGAAGAAAUGCCGAAGCGAAAAGCAAAGGAGUGUGUCAAACUCACUGAAGAAGAUAAGAAGGAUGACAACAGCAAGCGAAUUACAAGAGAAGAGAAGAAAGAAGAAUUCGUCGACGAAGAAGUUGAAAGACAAAUCGCUGCGAUUAGAGCAGUCCGUGAUGUUGAGAUUGAACAAACUCUAACUGCGUUGAGGUUGCUCCGUUCGUAUUUUACUGAGGAACAGCUCGGCACUCCUGUGUUAGACUUCUUUAAAGAGAACCUUCCGGAUUUGUCAAUCUCGAGAAACGAAGAGACUGGGGAGAUUGAGUUAAACUGGAAAGACGAAAAUAGUGAUCCGUUGGUGGGGAAUGACAUGAAUUAUUCUAUUCUUAAACGCUUGUCAAUGGGUUUCCCUGAUUUAUACAGUACUAGGCCAUCUCUUGGUGGCUAUGAUUUACCUGAUAACGUGAAAGCAAGCCUGUUAGGAACUGAUAACCCGCAGCUUGAUAAUCUUGUCUUCCAGGGGACAUCUGAGAACCUUAUGCUUGCAAGCAGUGCUGCUUUUCAGACUCCUGGGGUAAAUGGGCAAAGACUCUCUUUUGGAAUGACACCAAAGACUCGGAGGCUACCAAAACCUGGAGAGAUGAUGCUCUCUGUGCAUGGCUCUCCUUUGGGGGUCUACAAAGAAGACCACAACAUUGAAGCUAUAAAGGAGGAAAACAGUUGAAGAGCUUCAUAGAGUCAGACACAUUUGGAUUGUGAUAGUUUACUCUUAUAGUUGUAGGAUCUACUCAGAUUCCAAAGAUGCUAUGUGUAAUUGUUAUGUGUGUUCUUCCGCAUACUAUGGUAAUUUAAGUCUUUGGAUCAAAACACAACAAUAAUGUUUUGUUUGUAAAUGUAUGAAACUUUUUAGUUACAGUU